This is a messenger RNA of Trichoderma reesei QM6a, 738 nucleotides long. RefSeq lists its product as uncharacterized. Gene Ontology annotation, cellular component: spindle midzone; microtubule organizing center; microtubule plus-end. The record is from RefSeq and is a predicted model, not a curated record. Gene Ontology annotation, biological process: spindle assembly; regulation of microtubule polymerization or depolymerization; protein localization to microtubule plus-end. Lineage: Eukaryota; Fungi; Ascomycota; Sordariomycetes; Hypocreales; Hypocreaceae. The coding region runs from base 1 to 738 and encodes 245 amino acids. The transcript is spliced from 4 exons. Gene Ontology annotation, molecular function: microtubule plus-end binding.
AUGGGUGAAUCCAGACAAGAGCUCCUCAACUGGCUCAACAGCCUCCUCCAGCUCAACAUGACCAAGGUCGAGCAGUGCGGCACUGGCGCCGCGCUCUGCCAGGUCUUCGACAGCAUAUUCUUGGACGUGCCCAUGUCCAAGGUCAAGUUCAAUGUCAGCGGCGACUACGCCUACAUCCAGAACUUCAAGAUUCUGCAGAACACCUUCCUCAAGCACCAGGUCGACAAGCCCAUCCCCGUCGAGCAGCUGGUGAAAUGCAAGAUGCAGGAUAACCUCGAGUUCCUGCAAUGGACGAAGAAGUUCUGGGACCUCAACUUCCCCGACCACGACUACGACGCGGUUGCGCGGCGGAAAGGCGCCGGUGUGGCGCCGGCCAACACUGGAGCGCCCAGGGCUACUGUCUCCAGCGCCGGCGCCCGACGAGCCGGCGGCGGCACGACCCCCAGCACCGGCCCUCGUGUCGCCAAGGCAGCGCCAGGCCCCGGCACUGCUGCUCUACAGGCCGAGAUUGGGACUCUCAAGGAGACUGUUAGUGGCCUGGAGCGCGAACGAGACUUUUACUUCAGCAAGCUGCGCGACAUUGAGCUUCUGAUCCAGCAGGCUGUGGAGGAGGACCCCGAGCUGGAGAAGCAGGAGGACGGCCUGGUCAAGCACAUCCAGACCAUUCUGUACUCGACGGAGGAGGGCUUUGAGAUUCCGGCCGAGGCUGAGGGUCUGGACGACCAAGAGACUUUCUAA